AUGUCACAAAGUAUCAAAAAGAAAGUCUCUGACAAAAUUGAAAAAACAUAUUCCGGUUUACCAAUACCUCAAGGGUUGGAUGAUCCAUGCUGGAUAUCAUAUGUCGUUGUGGCACUUAGAAAAUUCAGACACAUCUUACAAUACUUUAACUCAGAGACGAUUGAAUCGGUAACAUUCACCAGGUCCAAGAGAAUUUUCAAAAUUGAAGAAAAAGAGGACAAAAAGGAGUAUCUUAAACUACUUGGAGAGUUGUUGUUGGAGUUUUUCAAUGAAUUGGGCAACUUGCAUGCUGUUGAUCAUGUCAGAUCUUUAGCAGGGAAACAAGUGACAAUCCUUGACAUUUUUGACUGGAUAACUGGUGUUGACUACAAAUCAUGUGUUCCAGAGAUUGAAAGAACAGUGGAAAAAUUAUGGAGCAGUAAAUUUCCAACUAGCAGAGAUGAUAUUGUCUCUUUAAUGUAUUCAGAGGAGACACAAGAAUGUGAGUUGAACGAAAUGCACUCGUUCUUCCAUGGUGCACCUAUGUAUAUGGUCAUGACUUAUCAUGUUGUGAAGGACGAGAAGCCAAAGAGGUUACACAGGUAUAUGGACGUUUUGUAUCAUGAGUAUUUGUUGUUUCUUGCAGAUAGCAAAUAUAGAUAUCCAACAUUGAGAGUCAUUUUAAAAAGGAUUGGAUUACAUCACAACUACAUCCCAGAACUUGGUAGAGUCAAGAAUGAGGGGGUAGAAAUUGCAAAAGAAUACUUGCGCAAGUCGUUGAGAAACAAGGUGAUUAAACCAAAUGCUGAACGGAAAGCUUCUGAAAAGAAGAUGAAAAAGAAGUAUAUCAAGGGGAAGAAAGAGUACAAAAAGUACUUGAGGAACAAGAAGACAAAGAAGAACAAGAAAAGAUUAAAUUGA
Messenger RNA from Lodderomyces theae, 900 nucleotides. RefSeq lists its product as uncharacterized. Lineage: Eukaryota; Fungi; Ascomycota; Pichiomycetes; Serinales; Debaryomycetaceae. The record is from RefSeq and is a predicted model, not a curated record. The coding region runs from base 1 to 900 and encodes 299 amino acids. The transcript has a single exon.